UGGGCAGCCUAGUUUGGCUUCUCCUCCCCUGCAUGGCCCAGCAGCGCUAGCAGCAGCAGCAGCAGCAGCAGCCUCCUCCGCCGGGAUAGAGCCAGCAGCAGCUUCCCCAGGAUGAUGAGCGCCCAGUCCCCGCUGCAGCAACAGCAGCCAUCGCCUCCUCCUCCUCCUCCUGCAGCCGAAGCCUCAGGCGAGAGGGAGCCUCUGCCCCCCGGGUGGGAGGUCAAGAUCGACCCCCAGACCGGCUGGCCCUUCUUUGUGGAUCAUAACAGCCGCACCACCACCUGGAACGACCCCAGGAUGCUGCUCCUGCACCAGCAGCACCAGCAGCAGGGAGACCGCCUCCAGGAAGGCCAAUCAGCAAAUGGUCCAUCUCGAAAUAGUCCAAAUCAGUCCCAAGCAAGAGACGGAAACAUGGGAUACCCAAAGCUUCGUGCUGGUUACAUCCCCAUUCCAGUAAUACAUGAAGGUUCAGACAACAGGCAGCAGCAUUCAUAUUAUUCUGGCUAUCAGCCUGGAAUGCAGCGAGUAAAGGCAGAAACCAUUCCUUCCACAAUGCGAGCCCCAUCACCUCUAAGAGGAAAUUUUGUCCGUUCACAGUCCCCAGUUAGGGGAACUGCAGAAGGUGCCCAGGCAGAUAAACAAUGUGGACAGACAACAACAGCUGCACCAACACAAGUUCCCUCCUCACAUGGAUCUGAGCAGCCUCCAUCAACUGCACCUUCUGAAUCACCAACCAUGUCCCCUCAGCCAUCAGGGAGGCCUAGCUCAGGAAGCCACCAACUCCCUCGUGGAUAUAUUCCUAUCCCUGUCAUCCAUGAGGGAAAUGUUCCAAGACAACCAUCACAGGCCUAUCAUCAAGCACAGAAGACACAUUAUCCAGCUCAGCAGAGUGAUUACCAAGCCCACCAACCAGUGUACCAUCAAAUCCAGGUUGAUAAUGUGGAUCAGAAGCCCCAAAGGGCGCAGUCCCCAUUUAGGGUAUCACAGAAAGGCUCAGGAAGUCGUGAAAGUUCACCAGGCAGAGUCCAGUCUCCAACUCCUAUCAGAGUACAAUCAGUCAAACCUCAAGUUUCUCAGCAACAAGUGCCAACCCAAGCAUCAGUACCAACUUUACCACCUGAUGCCAAGUUUGAAAACAAGACAGGCCUGCAGGGAAAAGAGAUUCCUGCUUCUUCCAUCCCCAUUCAAGUAAUCCGUACAGAUGCAGAUACUAAGCCAUCCCCACAAAAACCACCUCCCACAACAGAAAAUGUUGAUAAAAAGAUUCCUUGCCCUGCUAAAGCAGCUCCUGUAGAAGAGAGAUCUUUCCCCCAAGAAAAUGAACCACAGAAAACUUCAGAGGCAGAAGAGCCUCAAAAACAUCCAGGACUUUUGAAAGUUGAAGCUGUUCUAAAUAGAGUACAAUCACUGGAGCAGGCAGUUGAUUCUUUUCAAGGGAAGAAGAAUGACAAAAAAUACCUAAUGAUAGAAGAAUAUUUGACCAAAGAGCUCCUAGCCUUGGACUCUGUGGACCCUGAGGGUCGUCCUGAUGUUCGACAGGCCAGGAGAGAUGGUGUAAGAAAAGUCCAGAAUAUAUUGGAAAGACUUGAACAGAAAGCAGAAGAUGUCCCAGAGCCUUAUCAAGGGGAUGGUCCCCAGUCACCCUUGCCUAAGAAUACUUCAUCAUCACAGGAAAAAAUUGAUGUGGAUCCUAAGGUGGAAAACCUUACUAAGGAUACAAGUAAUAAAAAUGACAAGGAACAAAUCAAAGUGGAAAUGGAACAACCUGGAUCUAAGGAAGGAGUAGUCACCAGUCUUGCUAAAGAAACAAACACAUCUGAAAGUGUAACUCAACCAUAGCCACAGGCAAAAAUUAAAAGUCCUUGGACUCUUUAAGUUAAAGUGUGUGUUAAGUGAAUUUUAACUUGCAUGAAUUCAGGAGCUUUGCACCAAUUGGUUUUUAAUCAACAUAGCAGCUUGGAACACUAAACAUUCAGGUGAGGGAGGUGUGGAGGCAUAAGAAAAAUACAUUUAGCCUAUAUUGUGUAUAUUGCUCAGAGAAUGUGUUCAAAUAAUAUCUUGUAAAAAAAUGGAAGCCAACUCAGUGGGGGGGGGGGGGGGAAUAAUUGGGUUAAUAUUGACAAAUAUAGUGACUAAUGUAAACUGUAUUACCUACCCACAUCAGGAUAGUAUUUUUUUAAAAGACACUCUUAAAGGAGGAAAUUGUUUUUACCAUUAGGCACUUUAAAAUAACAAUGCCUUGAAAGUGUGUUAAGAAAAUAAAGGGAUAUUUAUAUGUGUUCAGAACUUUAGUGCUAUAUUUUAAAUGGGAAAAGAAAUAAAAUCCUGUAGAAACCCGA
Messenger RNA from Sceloporus undulatus (fence lizard), 2339 nucleotides. It is a transcript of the gene BAG3, whose product is annotated as BAG cochaperone 3. Gene Ontology annotation, biological process: negative regulation of striated muscle cell apoptotic process; protein stabilization; muscle cell cellular homeostasis. The record is from RefSeq and is a predicted model, not a curated record. Lineage: Eukaryota; Metazoa; Chordata; Lepidosauria; Squamata; Phrynosomatidae. The coding region runs from base 112 to 1839 and encodes 575 amino acids. Gene Ontology annotation, cellular component: cytoplasm; membrane; nucleus. Gene Ontology annotation, molecular function: adenyl-nucleotide exchange factor activity; protein-folding chaperone binding. The transcript is spliced from 4 exons.